GCGAUGGUCCUACUCAACCAGCAGACUUUAAGAGCGUCGUCAGUAGUUCUCAUAUGUAUGUCUUAGAAAACGGGUCCUUAGUAGUUCGAGAUGUGGAAAAGCAGGACGCUGGAUUUUACCUGUGUGAAGCAAGUAAUGGUGUUGGAACGGCGCUUGCGGAAACCGUCAGAUUGUCAGUUAACGUUCCUCCUCGUUUCAACCAGAGUUUUGAAGUGAAAACUGUCAAAGAACACCAGGAAGUAGUUUUGAGUUGCGAUGCUCACGGUGAAAGUCCCCUUACAGUUUCAUGGAAACGUUACCAGAGACCUAUUGAUAGAAGCGUUCUUUCAAGGUAUGUGCUACGGGAGCACGUUCAUUCGACUGGUCUGAAAUCGCAACUUUCCAUUCCUUCAGUUCUUCGAUCUGAUUCUGGAUUAUUUUCCUGUGAAGCAAGCAAUGACUAUGGAAGAGAGGAGAAAAGUAUUCAGCUUAUAGUGCAAG
Molecule: messenger RNA, 480 nt
Organism: Stegodyphus dumicola
Lineage: Eukaryota; Metazoa; Arthropoda; Arachnida; Araneae; Eresidae
Product: cell adhesion molecule Dscam1-like
Molecular function (GO): protein binding
Source: RefSeq, a predicted model, not a curated record